AUGACCGUCUUUGUUGUUUCCCUAUUCCUCCCGAAUACCAUCAACUUUACUCUCCCUACCUCUACUUCUUCUCGUAGCCGGCCCAGACCUCACGCGCCGAGACGCUCGGCCACCAAGAUCGACAUAUCCGGCAAGCCCAGCCUCUUCACGCCUCAACAACGCGACCUCACACCUCCUCAGACCCCCAUCGCCGACGUAGACCAGGACGAAUUCUUCGCCCAGAGCGACCUCCGUGGCCAUUUCCCCAAGCAAGAAGGCCCUCGCUCUACAAUUGCUCCCAGCGACCCGCACUCUCCAGCAUGGGGUUCCGGACGAAUAUUCACCCAACCUCGAUCAAGAGCCGGCUCUCCUCCGCCCGCAGACAUAUUGAAGCACAAUAAGACUGUGGAGAAGGCAGAAACUCUUGGUAGGGCAGGUAUUCGUCAGCCACUCCCUCUGAGAAGCGACAGCCACGAUCGUGUUUUUGCUCAUGCUGACUGGACUGUUGUCCCAGCAGACCAAGGCAAUGGCGGGCUCCGCAAUGCCGUUCAGGCGGCGGUGAGAAACGACAAGUUGAAUGAUAAGAUCUGGGUGGGGACAUUAGGCAUGCCUACGGACGCACUCGAGGAGACACAACAGAAGCAAGAUAUCGAGGACCGAUUGGCAACCGAACACGAUUGUUUGACGGUGUUUUGCAAAGACGCCGAUUUCAAUGGGCAUUACACUCAUUACUGCAAACAAAUCCUUUGGCCAGUUUUUCAUUAUCAAAUUCCCGAUAAUCCCAAGAGCAAGGCCUACGAGGAUCAUUCUUGGGUCUAUUACGUGAAGGUCAACCAGGCUUUUGCGGAUAAGAUCGUCAAGAACUGGAAGCGUGGAGAUGUCAUCUGGGUCCACGACUACCAUCUACUUCUGGUUCCGUCCAUGGUGCGGAAGAAGCUCCCGGAUGCGAAGAUUGGAUUCUUCCUUCACGUGGCCUUCCCCUCAUCCGAGGUCUUCCGUUGCUUGGCGGUUCGAAAGGAGCUUCUGGAAGGUAUGCUCGGAGCCAAUCUCAUUGGUUUCCAGAUUCAUGAGUAUGCACGCCAUUUUCUUCAGACCUGCAGCAGGCUAUUGUGUGUUGAGGCUACGAAUGAUGGAGUCCAACUGGAGGACCGUUUCGUCGACGUGAUCGAUCUUGCAAUCGGUAUCGACCCUGUUGCCUUGGACAUGAACCGCGACGACCCAAGCGUGGCAGAGUGGAUGCUAACUAUGCAAGACCGAUACAAGGGUAAGAAGUUGAUUGUUGCUCGAGACAAGCUCGAUCACGUUCGAGGCGUUCGACAAAAGCUCCUGGCUUACGAGUUGUUCUUGAACAAGUACCCUGAGUGGCGAGACCGAGUUGUUAUGAUCCAAGUAGCAACUUCCACGACCGAACAGGCCGAACUCGAUGCUACAGUUUCGGACAUCGUCACCAGAGUCAACUCAUCCUGGGCAAAUCUCGCAUAUCAACCCGUGGUCUACCUCAAGCAAGACAUCAGCUAUCCCCAGUACCUGGCAUUGCUCACUGUAGCCGAUGCAUUGAUGAUUACUAGCCAGCGUGAGGGUAUGAACCUGACCUCUCACGAAUAUCUGUUCUGUCAGGACGGCAAGUUCAAGGGUCACAAUAGGAACGGUUCACUGAUUCUGAGCGAGUUCACGGGGUCUGCAUCAGUCUUUGGCGGAAAUGAGCUUUCUGUCAACCCUUGGGACUAUCGCCAGUGCGCCGAUGCGAUCAAGAAAGCUCUGGAGAUGGACGAUGAAGAGAAGAAGAAACGCUGGGAUGCCCUUUACAAGGCCGUUAUGCACCAUACCGCCGAGCAUUGGUUCACCGCUUUUCUCACAAGACUUGAAAAAGUCUAUGCUGAGCAGCAUCGACGCGAUACCACUUCUGUGCCUCGUCUGUCCAUCAACCAGCUCGGUCACCAGUAUCAGAGGUCUGAGAGAAGACUCUUCAUAUUAGAUUAUGAAGGAACUCUUGCUUCUUGGGGUUCACCAAAUGAUAUAAUCCUCACCAGCCCUCAGCGCACUCUUGAUGUCCUGAAUGAUCUCCUCCUCGAUGAUCGCAACACUAUCUACGUUAUGUCUGGCCGCCAACCAGAAGAGCUUGAUCGUCUUUUUAAGCGUGUCCCCAAUCUCGGGCUGAUUGCUGAGAACGGCUGCUUCCUGAAAGAAUUUGGCUCUUCUAAAUGGGCUGAGAUGGCCGACCCCGAGAAGAUGCGUGACUGGAAGGAAUCUGUCGAGGGUAUUAUGGAGUACUACCAUGAGCGUACCCCCGGGUCCUGGAUCGAGCCACGCCACUGCAGCCUUAUCUUCCACUACAAGAACUGUGAAGAUCAAGAAAGUGCAGCUCGCCAGGCCGGUGAUUGCGCCAGUCACAUCAAUGAUGCUUGUGAAGAGCAGAGAGUCAGGGCUAUUCCCAUCGAAGGUGCUGUGAUAGUCGAGCCAAUUGAUUGGUCCAAAGGCACAGCAGCUAUGCAAAUUUUCGAGGGUCUUGAGAGAGGCAUGGCUCCGAAUGUCGAUCAUGUGUCGCCUGUUGACUUCCUCAUGGUUGCUGGCGACGGCCGCGACGACGAAGUUAUCUUCCGCUGGGCAAAUGAGCUUGGUGUUGAUAAGACUGUCAAGUAUGUGACGACUGUGAGUCUUGGAAGCCGGAACACCGAGGCGGGCUGCACGCUCACUCAGGGAGUUACUGGGGUCUUGACCGUUCUUCAGAAGCUUGCAAUGCUUUCUUAA
Molecule: messenger RNA, 2727 nt
Organism: Hyaloscypha bicolor E
Lineage: Eukaryota; Fungi; Ascomycota; Leotiomycetes; Helotiales; Hyaloscyphaceae
Product: glycosyltransferase family 20 protein
Exons: 5
Coding region: 1-2727 (908 amino acids)
Biological process (GO): trehalose biosynthetic process
Cellular component (GO): alpha,alpha-trehalose-phosphate synthase complex (UDP-forming); cytosol
Molecular function (GO): catalytic activity
Source: RefSeq, a predicted model, not a curated record